AUGUGUCCAGCUGGAAGACUGUGGAAAGGAUCAUCAGCGCCCAUAUGUUUGUUCUACUUGAAGUACUGCUGCGAGGGACUCUUCACGACUUGCACCAGUGGCAACACGAAGGGGUUUCGCAGACCGGACACCAAAAACACAACAUUGUUUGAUUGGCGCCAGAGAAUUCACAGUCUGCCUGGUCAGCUUGAAAGGUUGGUGGACAAAAGAGCAUGGCGCUGGGAUUUCUUCAUGAAAGCGGCUCGAUUCAAAGGACUUUUCCUCCUGCUUGCAAAAAACCUUCUUUCCAAGUUGACAACAGCAUCUUGUAAAUCUCAUGCAUGUAGCAUUACACCAUUGAAGCUUCAGUUGUGCAGCCUCAAGCAAGACGGAGGCUUCAUAUUGUUGGUCAGUGAAGGUGUCAAGACAGGGAUUGGCCAAUGA
This is a messenger RNA of Durusdinium trenchii, 423 nucleotides long. The record is from the annotation of a GenBank genome assembly. Lineage: Eukaryota; Dinophyceae; Suessiales; Symbiodiniaceae.